Molecule: messenger RNA, 624 nt
Organism: Rotaria socialis
Lineage: Eukaryota; Metazoa; Rotifera; Eurotatoria; Philodinida; Philodinidae
Source: the annotation of a GenBank genome assembly
AUGAAAGUUCAUAUUAAAAUAAUUUUAACAUUAUUCGUAUUAUUAUCAAUUAAUUUACUAAUUCCUGCUCAACCAGUUGAAGUUAAUCGUACAUAUUUGAUAAAAAAAGAUUUUGUCAGUGGUCUUAAAGGAGGUGAAUUUACUGUUUAUGAUCAUACAGGAAAAACUCGUCUAUAUCGUAUGGAAUCAAAAUGGGGUUUAUCUCAUGAUGUUCAAGUAUUUAGUCUUCCAGAAAAAAAAUUAAUUGCAAGGUUAAAAGGUAUAGUAAUAUUUGCAACGUAUAAAGCAACAGUAACCAUUUUAAAUGCAAAUAAUAAUCAAUGGACAAAUGGAACAUUAGGACAAAAUUUUAAAAUAGUUGGAAAUAAAUUUACUAUUUCAUUUAAUAAGAAUCGGAUAGUAAUGGAAGGUACAGCUGCUUCAUUAAAUACUGAAUUUCAUGAACAACCAUUGGGAAAUACUGUAGCCAAAUUUCGAAAAAGAGUUAGUUCAUUGCUCUGGAGAAAUAAAUAUGAUCUACAAGUCUCAUCAAAUGCAUAUCCAGACACACUUUACUUUUUAGGAGUUGCAGCUAGAGAUCAUAAUAAUUUUAAACUUUUAUCGCGGCUAAUCAUUGCUCUCUAG